Messenger RNA from Ceratotherium simum simum (southern white rhinoceros), 3277 nucleotides. The record is from RefSeq and is a predicted model, not a curated record. NCBI's taxonomy places the organism in Eukaryota, Metazoa, Chordata, Mammalia, Perissodactyla, Rhinocerotidae.
UCCCCCCUCCUACCCUCCGGUCCUGUCUCCAGCGGGAGCGCGAGACGCUGGUCAGGCUCCGCGGCGCAGCUCGAAAAUGAAUAAUCGCCCCCAAUUGACUUAAAUUCCACCGAAGCCGGCGCCGCGGCCGCCGCCGCUGGGGAUCUGCUCGCUGUUUUUUGCUUUCUUCAUUCUUCCUAAAAAAAAAAAAGCAAAACAAAACCAGCCAGCCAGCCAACCAGGAAUCCGGUUUGUUGAUCGCCUUAUUUUUUUUUUUUCACCGUUUGCGGGAUUUGCAAACCGAGUUACAUGCAUGUCCAGUGGGGGUAGGUUUAAUUUUGACGAUGGAGGGUCCUACUGUGGAGGCUGGGAGGACGGCAAGGCGCACGGCCAUGGCGUCUGCACCGGCCCCAAGGGCCAAGGCGAAUACAGCGGCUCGUGGAGCCACGGCUUCGAGGUGCUGGGCGUCUACACCUGGCCCAGUGGCAACACGUACCAGGGCACCUGGGCGCAGGGCAAGCGCCACGGCAUCGGCCUGGAGAGCAAGGGGAAGUGGGUGUACAAGGGCGAGUGGACGCACGGAUUUAAGGGGCGCUACGGGGUGCGGGAGUGCACGGGCAACGGAGCCAAGUACGAAGGGACCUGGAGCAACGGGCUGCAGGACGGCUACGGCACCGAGACCUACUCGGAUGGCGGGACCUACCAGGGCCAGUGGGUUGGUGGCAUGCGCCAAGGCUAUGGCGUGAGGCAGAGUGUCCCCUACGGCAUGGCGGCGGUCAUCCGCUCGCCCCUGAGGACGUCCAUCAACUCUCUGCGCAGCGAGCACACCAACGGCGCGGCGCUGCACCCCGACGGGUCUCCGGCGGUGGCCGGCAGCCCGGCUGUGUCCCGGGGGGGCUUCGUGCUGGUGGCACACAGCGACUCCGAGAUCCUCAAGAGCAAGAAGAAGGGGCUGUUCCGGCGCUCGCUGCUGAGCGGGCUGAAGCUGCGCAAGUCCGAGUCCAAGAGCAGCCUGGCGAGCCAGCGCAGCAAGCAGAGCUCCUUCCGCAGCGAGGCGGGCAUGAGCACGGUCAGCUCCACGGCCAGCGACAUCCACUCCACCAUCAGCCUGGGCGAGGGCGAGGCCGAGCUGUCGGUCAUCGAGGACGACAUCGACGCCACCACCACGGAGACCUACGUGGGCGAGUGGAAGAACGACAAGCGCUCGGGCUUCGGCGUGAGCCAGCGCUCGGACGGGCUGCGCUAUGAGGGCGAGUGGGCUGGCAACCGGCGGCACGGCUACGGCUGCAUGACCUUCCCCGAUGGCACCAAAGAGGAGGGCAAGUACAAGCAGAAUGUGCUCGUGAGCGGCAAGCGCAAGAACCUCAUCCCGCUGCGCGCCAGCAAGAUCCGCGAGAAGGUGGACCGGGCUGUGGAGGCAGCUGAGCGCGCGGCCACCAUCGCCAAGCAGAAGGCGGAGAUCGCGGCCUCCAGGACCUCCCACUCGAGGGCCAAGGCCGAGGCAGCCCUCACCGCGGCCCAGAAGGCCCAGGAGGAAGCAAGGAUCGCCAGGAUCACUGCCAAAGAGUUCUCACCUUCCUUCCAGCACAGGGAAAACGGGCUCGAGUACCAGCGGCCGAAGCAUCAGCUUUCCAGUGAUGACAUCGAAGUGAUCUCCACGGGGACACCCCUGCAGCAGGAGAGCCCUGAGCUGUACCGCAAAGGCACCACCCCCUCGGACCUGACCCCCGACGACAGCCCCCUGCAGAGCUUCCCCGCUAGCCCCUCGGCCACCCCACCACUGGCCCCCGCCGUGAGGAACAAGGUCGCCCACUUCUCCCGGCAGGUCUCGGUGGACGAGGAGCGAGGCGGGGACAUCCAGAUGCUCCUGGAGGGCCGGGGAGGGGACUAUGCCCGCAACAGCCGGGGCGAGGAGAAGGCCGGGGGCUCCAGGGGUGUCCGCAGCGGCGCCCUGCGCAGCGGCCAGCCCGCAGAUGACUUCCGUGCCCGGGGCUCGGGCCACAAGCAGCCCAGUAACCCCAAGCCCCGGGAGCGGCGGACGGAGUCGCCCCCCAUGUUUUCCUGGACUUCCCACCACCGAGCCGGCAACCCCAGCCCCGGGGGCCCCAAGCUGCUGGAGCCGGAUGAGGAGAAGCUGAGCAACUACGAGAUGGAGAUGAAGCCCCUGCUGAGGGUGGACGCGUACAUGCAGGAGGCGCAUGCCCAGAAGAGACGCUACAGCAAGGGGGGCGCCUGCCGGGGCCUGGCAGAGGACCGCCGCUCCGAGGAUCGGGGCUUUGGGUCGCAGAGACUGAGGUCCAAGUCCCAGAACAAGGAGAACGUCAGGCCAGCCUCGUGCGCAGAGCCCGCAGUGCAGAGACUGGAGAGCCUGCGGCUGGGGGACAGGGCUGAGCCCCGGCUGCUGCGCUGGGACUUGACCUUCUCCCCGCCCCAGAAGUCCUUGCCUGUGGCACUGGAGUCGGACGAGGAGAAUGGGGACGAGCUCAAGUCUAGCACGGGCUCGGCUCCCAUCCUGGUGGCCAUGGUGAUCUUGCUCAACAUCGGAGUAGCCAUUUUGUUUAUUAACUUUUUCAUCUGAUGAGAUUGUCGCGUCAGCAACAACGGUUGGUGUACAAAAGGGAGACGUUACAAGAGAAGGACCGCAACUCGGACGGCCCCACAACUGCUUCCGAGUCUUUUCACAGAACAGGAUUGGGUAUUACUCACAGUUUGCCUUUUCUUCUGGGUAAUGUUUUUUGGAUUUUAGCCAAAAUUCUUUGCUUGUAUAACACUAUGCUGUGUGGCAUGGCAGAAGGAGGCCAGCACGCCGCCCCUCCAGCUUGAUGUGGAAAGAAAAGGGAUCCUGGCCAUCAAUGGCAAAAAAAUAAAACUGUCAUCGUCAUAGUCACACUCCCGUCUGGGAUGUGGAAAAGGAGGCAGCCGAGGAAGACCCUCCGGAGGGUCCUGCUGUGCCGGGCGGGUGGGGAGCAGCUGCUGUGACGCGGAAUGCAGGGUGGGUUAACCCUGCUCUUCCUCUGGGAUAUUCCAGAACUCUAUUCUGGAAUGGCAGGUGACAAGCAUGGGUGUGAGGCACGGGGAAGAGAGUGUCCCAUCCCAGCUGGCAGCAGCCUGGGCCUUUUUCUAUUUUAAAUGUGUGCUGCAUACUUAAGGGAGCAGAGGUCUGCCUUCUCUUCUCUUCCCCAUGAAACACAUCACAACCCUGCCCUCUUCUCGGCACUGCCCACGGCUUUCCUCGCAAGGCCGUCUCCCCACACUGAGUCUUAAAGCCAAGUCCUUAUUUUUCUGCUGUCCCUCCCCC